CGCAGCGGUCUCGGCACUUGCAUCUUACCUCCACUUACUGUCCCUGACCCCCGCCUUCAGUCAUGUCUACCAACUGUCGCCGCCGCCUUAUUCGUGAUUUCAAGAGGCUAUCUAGCGACCCGCCUGGUGGCAUCUCUGGAAGCCCAUGCCCCGACAACAUUAUGCUUUGGAAUGCGGUCAUUUUUGGCCCAGUGGAUACACCGUUCGAGGACGGCACUUUCAAGCUUCUCCUUACUUUUGACGAGAGCUACCCAACAAAGCCGCCAACUGUCAAGUUCUUGUCUCGGAUGUUCCAUCCCAACGUCUACGCAAAUGGAGAACUCUGUUUGGAUAUCCUCCAGAAUCGAUGGUCGCCGACGUACGAUGUUGCCGCCAUCCUCACCUCCAUUCAGAGUCUCCUGCAUGAUCCGAAUCCCAAUAGUCCGGCGAACGCUGAGGCCGCGCAGCUGUACCGGGAGAACAUGAAAGAGUACGUCCGACGAGUUAGGGCGACGGUCGAGGAAAGCUGGCUCGACCCAGAGGAGCACGAGAAGAUGGACGCAGAGGUUGUUCCGCCAGAGUCGGCAGCUUGAUACAGGAUCAUUCAUCGGACAUUACGCAUAUUGGCCCGGCGCGAGCAUUAAUAUAAUCAUGUUGUAUGUUAUCCCC
Messenger RNA from Phanerochaete carnosa HHB-10118-sp, 648 nucleotides. RefSeq lists its product as uncharacterized. The transcript is spliced from 3 exons. Gene Ontology annotation, molecular function: ubiquitin conjugating enzyme activity. Gene Ontology annotation, cellular component: HULC complex. The record is from RefSeq and is a predicted model, not a curated record. Lineage: Eukaryota; Fungi; Basidiomycota; Agaricomycetes; Polyporales; Phanerochaetaceae. Bases 63 to 572 code for a protein of 169 amino acids. Gene Ontology annotation, biological process: DNA repair; proteasome-mediated ubiquitin-dependent protein catabolic process; protein polyubiquitination.